AUGAUAUUCAGUGAACUGAUUAAAACUGUCAUGUCGCAACAGGAUGUCAUUACACAAGUUCCGAAUGAUGUGGGGCAGGAUCAGCCGAUGUUAAUAGGAGGUGAUGUGGAUGAUUAUAACACUGAGAUUCAGAUGAACCUUCGUGGCCAGAUGUUCACGAUCACUCGAGACGACCUAAUGGGGCUUCCUGAGAGUGUUUUACUUUGUUUGUUUCCCAACGGCGUUUUUGUGGACAAGGAUGGAAAUGUGAUAACAAACCUUACAGAAGAUGAUGUUGUCUUUGUUAAUUUCUCACCUGAAUGUUUCCAGUAUAUCUGCACUGUGUUUGACUCAGCAGUAAAGGAUUUGCAAUUUCAAGAGCAGAAACUACUAAUACCGAAGCAGCAGGUUUAUGACAUUAAUGAUCCAAGUAUAUUGAGCGAUAAGCCUUCUAUUAUUGUUCUAAGAGAAGAUUUGGACUACUAUUGUAUUCCACCGGUGAGGGGGCUCUCAAUAGAUGAAAUGCGGCGCAUAAAGGUUCUCGUGGGCCAGAAGCUCGUUGGAAAUACUAGGAUAUUUGAUGGUUUGGGCUACAAGGCUGGUCAACAGUUGAAGCCUGCAGAGCAGCAUCUAAUGGAUAUGUUAUGCUCUUCUGGCUUCUCUGUAAACGGGGACUGGGGUCACCGCUCGUUGGAGCCAGGUAAAACGGUUGUUUUUUCAUUGACGCUGGUUCGUCUCAACAACCGUUCUACAGGUACCUCUUCUCCAUGUGAUUCACCGCAGUUGAAUCCUGUUUCCUCGGCAAGCUCCGCGGCAAGCUCUGAAAGAAAGCGUUCGAGAUUCAGUAACAUAGCUCGAGCUGUUUCGAGGGCCAGUUCUAGAACUAGAAAAGAAAAACCAAACUCUAACGCCACCAAGUUGCUUCUUUUUUGGAGAAAGCCUGCUAGAAAGUGUUGGUGGUCUGAUGUGGUGGAAGAGGUCGAUUUAGGCUCUCUUGCAAUCAAAGGUAUCGAUGGUGAUGUGACUAAGAUGAAGGUUCAUAUUCUUCGGGUCUGGACGUUGGAAUUGUCCAUUAUUGGUGUUCAGUAG
Brettanomyces nanus is the source of this 1068-nucleotide messenger RNA. RefSeq lists its product as uncharacterized. Bases 1 to 1068 code for a protein of 355 amino acids. Lineage: Eukaryota; Fungi; Ascomycota; Pichiomycetes; Pichiales; Pichiaceae. The record is from RefSeq and is a predicted model, not a curated record. The transcript is spliced from 2 exons.